This is a messenger RNA of Zerene cesonia (dogface butterfly), 747 nucleotides long. RefSeq names its product histidine-rich glycoprotein-like. Gene Ontology annotation, cellular component: extracellular matrix. NCBI's taxonomy places the organism in Eukaryota, Metazoa, Arthropoda, Insecta, Lepidoptera, Pieridae. The record is from RefSeq and is a predicted model, not a curated record. The transcript has 6 exons.
AUGUUUCAGGCGUUUUGUUUUAUGACAAUCCUGGCAGUUGCUGCUGCGCAGUAUAAUCACGGGCAUGCUUAUUCAUCUCAACAUUUUAACAAACACGAUGGCAAGCCAGAGAUAGUCCAUGGACAUCACGGACACCAUGAUUACCAUACUCACCCCAAGUACGAGUUCGACUACAAAGUGGUGGACCACCACACGGGCGACAUGAAGCACCAGCAUGAGCACCGCGACGGGGACGUGGUGAAGGGCGUCUACUCGCUGCACCAGCCCGACGGCUCCCAGAGGACCGUGCACUACCACGGGGACCACCACACCGGAUUCCACGCUGAUGUCAAAUUUGAAACACAUCAUCCUCAUCAUUAUCAUCAUUAGAAAAAAAUUGUCCUUUGCUUCGCUUCUAUUGUUGCCUUAGCAACAGCGCAAUAUGGUCAAGGAUACGGGCAUGCCUUUUCAUCCCAACAUCUCUUGAAGCACGAUGGGCAUCCUGAACUGGUUCAUGGGGAACAUGGACAUCACGAUUAUCACACUCACCCCAAGUACGAGUUCGACUACAAGGUGGAGGACCACCACACGGGUGACAUGAAGCACCAGCACGAGCACCGCGACGGGGACGUGGUGAAGGGCGUCUACUCGCUGCACCAGCCCGACGGCUCCGAGAGGACUGUGCACUACCACGGGGACCAUCACACCGGAUUCCAUGCUGAUGUUAAAUUUGGUACUCAUCACAUCGUGCCUCAUCAUCACCAUUAA